AUGAGGUUUCCUUUUCGAGUCCGCAGGCGCCAAGAGUCCGUACAUGACUACAUCGGCGUACUGGUCCCGCUCGAGGAGGCACACUUACAUAGCCAUUCCGCUAGGUCCGGCAGAAGCGAAUUCGAAGAGGUGAGGACUAGCUCCGAUGACCCGGACGACGAGGCCGAGUCAGGCCUGCCCAAAGAUGGCGACAGUGAGCAUACUGGCAUGUUGCAGAUGAGUGCCGCCGAGUACACCAUCGAGGGUCUCAGGAGGGAGGUUCGUCGAGGUGAAAGACGGCACCAAUGGACUGAGUACGAAUUAAAAUCUAAACUCAUUAAUAAGGCCAUCCAGGACAUAGGUAUGGGCCGGUAUAAUUGGCAGCUCUUCGUUUUGUGCGGUUUUGGCCUUUCUGAACCAUUGAUUGAGUACCACUAUCUUACGCGUGUAAAGGGCGUCUCUUUAACCCUCCCAUCUCUCUCUGGGGAGUUUGGUGUUUCGGAAAAGCAGGUUAGAUACACUACAAGUUCUCUCUUCCUCGGACUUUGUUUUGGGAGCUUUUUCUGGGGACUUGGGGCCGACAUUAUGGGCAGACGUAUCGCCUUCAACGUUACUCUACUAAUCACAAGCAUUUUUGGCAUCUGGGCGGCGUACGCACCAAACUGGGUAUCGGUUUGUAUUCUGUUCGCUUGCAUGGGCACCGGAGUUGGUGGAAAUCUACCGGUAGACGGAGCACUCUUCCUGGAAUUCUUACCCGACUCCUCGAGUGCAUUGUUGACCCUCUUAUCUGUUUGGUGGCCAGUCGGCCAGCUCGUCUCGUCGAUAUUUGCCUGGUACUUCAUCACAAAAUGGCCCGUCGAACAGGGAUGGCGCUAUUUCAUCAUGACGAUCGGGCUCAUAACAUUCGUCAUGUUCCUCAUCCGAUUCGCCAUCUUCCGUCUGUUCGAGUCGCCCAAGUACCUACUGUCUCAAGGGCGGCAAUCCGAAGCUGUUGCCGUUAUCCAUGGCAUUGCUUACCAAAAUGGGAAGAUGACCUGGCUCACCGAGGAAAUACUAGACGCCGUUGCGGACGUGGACGGUACUGAACGCACACCAGCAAGGACUUCAACAACAAGUAUUAUCAAGAAAAACCUUUCGUCUUUCUCCCUCGAUCGUAUACGACCACUUUUCCAGAAUCGCAGGCUCGGUACAGCAACGCUCUUGAUUUGGUUUUGUUGGAGUACGAUAGGUUUAGGUUAUCCACUAUUCAACGCAUUUCUUCCUCAAUACCUAUCUCACGGCGGCUCUGGUGCGCCAGUAAACGACGAGAGUAUGGUGGCGUAUGAUGCUGCCUCGUCAGCAACUUACCGCAACUAUGCUAUAAUAUCUGUAGUUGGUGUGCCAGGAAGUCUACUUGCCGCGUAUACCGUGGAUCAUAAGUCUCCAUUCCUCGGGCGAAAGGGAACGCUCGCCAUUUCCACGCUGGUGUCUGCCAUCUUCUUGUUCUUCUUCGUCAAGUUCGGCACAACACCCAACUCGCAGCUCUUCUUCACCUGCGUCGAGGCUUUCUGCCAGAAUAUAAUGUAUGGUGUCUUAUAUGCUUUUUCGGAUCCUGAGAUAUUCCCCGCUCCUGUUAGAGGAGCCGGGACUGGCGUGGCUAGUUUCCUAAACCGCGUGUUGGGACUCAUCGCCCCGAUCCUUGCUGCUAACAUACCUGGCGACGGCACUACAGCUCCUAUAUACAUGUCUGCGAUUCUAAUAUUAGCCGCCUUUGUAGGGAUGGUGUUGAUUCCCAUCGAAACGAGGGGUAGGCAAAGGCUUUAA
Molecule: messenger RNA, 1782 nt
Organism: Annulohypoxylon truncatum
Lineage: Eukaryota; Fungi; Ascomycota; Sordariomycetes; Xylariales; Hypoxylaceae
Product: MFS general substrate transporter
Exons: 5
Coding region: 1-1782 (593 amino acids)
Biological process (GO): transmembrane transport
Molecular function (GO): transmembrane transporter activity
Source: RefSeq, a predicted model, not a curated record